Molecule: messenger RNA, 1483 nt
Organism: Salvelinus namaycush (lake trout)
Lineage: Eukaryota; Metazoa; Chordata; Actinopteri; Salmoniformes; Salmonidae
Product: stannin-like
Exons: 3
Coding region: 595-858 (87 amino acids)
Cellular component (GO): mitochondrial outer membrane
Source: RefSeq, a predicted model, not a curated record
CAACUGUCUUGCUAGCUACGCAAAUAACAGUAAUUUUAGUUAGCUACAACUCGGUUAUCUAACUAAAUUACCAUUAGUCAAGACGAGACAGAGGCGUCGUCGAUGGCUGUCAAAAACAUAAGGGCUUGCUAGCUAAUACUCAUAUUUACGGGAGCUCAAGGCGUCAGUGUACUGUAGUUACAUACUUUUUAGAAGACAAACACUUAAACUAACUAGCUUUUCCUUACCUAGCGACAGUAAAGUUGGCUGAUUAACCUGCUUCUUUGGCGUCCAAACAAAAUGCUACUUUACAGUAGCUUGAGCCAAUUUCCAGGAACAAGCAGCCUGUAUGUAUCACGUGAUAUUUUGGCGUGUCUACCAGUACUUGCAUGACACCACCACAUAACAUUGAACUAUGACUGAUAUGAGACCGACAAGGCAGGGCUGUUGCUGCAUAGCACAUUGAUGAAGACACGCGAUCGCGUCGUCUGUUUCAAUGGAAUGGUCUCCCAAGCAGAACCGUAAGACGCCAAAAUCAGCAAGGGAUCAUACCACGCAGUCCUUGUCAAGUCCCUUGUUCUGUGAUAAUGCUCUGAGUCACCUUCCUGUUGCAACAUGUACAUCACAGACCACAGCCCCACUACUGGGGUGGUGACAAUCGUAGUGAUCCUCAUUGCUGUUGCUGCCCUCGGUGUUCUCAUCUGCGGAUGUUGGUGCUACCUGCACCUGCAGCGGAUUGGCCAGUCUGAAGAUGAGGAGAGUAUUGUAGGAGAGGGCGAGACCAAGGAGCCCUUCCUGAUGGUACAGUACUCCACCCGGGGCCCUCACGUCGAGCACAAAACCAAGCUCACCCACAACGGCACUGAGAAUCACACUUAACUGAGUCAUUAAGAAACCGUGGUCAUCACCUAAUAUUAACCAAGAGGAUCACCUCAUUCACAUUUCCUGCUGAUCAUCAUCUUUCAUCACGCCAUUGAAGGAUGAUAAACGGACUGCAGCUCAAUGUCAAUGUCUUAGGAAAUGUGAUAUUUUUGUUUCUCAUUCCACUGUGGAUCUCAGUCAGGAUGUGAGGUUGUGAACAGUUAAUUGUUAUGUUUCUUAAGUGUACAUAUUUUGAACACAAAAAUGUACAUUGAUUGAUGUUGAUAGUUGUUGUUAACUCAGCAAUCCACUACUGAAUUGUGAUGGUAGACACAAGACAGCGCUCUGAACAAAUGAGUGGGAAAAACCUUCUUCAGAGCUUGUUGGAAGAAUGUAUGACAAAUUGAUGACAAAACAAUUCACUUAAUAUCAAGUUGCUCAUAUUAUUUUAAAUUAGCUUAAUUUGUUUGUUUAUUUUGCAUAGUUGAACUUGGUUUUGUUUACCUUCAGUAUUCAAAUGUGAGUUAAUAGCCAUUCUAAUAAUUUGCUAAAUGCCAAAUUUGUCCAAAGAUACAAAGUGUGAUUCACUGCCUAAUUUAUGUCUCUUGUUGCUGCUACUUACUAAAUAAUCUAGUGUACAAAA